AUGGCUCCUUCAAACCUCCCCCCCAUUUUCAAUGCCACCUCCCAGGAUAUUGAGAUGCUGCUCGCAGCUCAAUGCCAUCUCGGCUCCAAGAAUCUCCAGGUUCACAUGGACCCUUACCUGUGGAAGACUCGCCCCGACGGAAUCAACGUUAUCAACAUUGGCAAGACCUGGGAGAAGAUCGUCCUCGCUGCCCGUAUCAUCGCAGCUGUUGACAACCCAGCCGACAUCUGUGUCAUCUCUGCCCGUCCUUACGGUCAACGUGCUGUGUUGAAGUUUGCUCACCACACUGGUGCCGUCGCCAUUGCUGGUCGUUUCACUCCCGGUAACUUCACCAACUACAUCACCCGAUCCUUCAAGGAGCCCCGCCUCAUCAUCGUCACCGAUCCCCGCACCGAUGCUCAAGCUAUCAAGGAGGCUUCAUACGUCAACAUCCCCGUCAUUGCCCUCUGCGACACUGACUCCCCAACUGAGUUCGUCGAUGUAGCCAUCCCAACCAACAACAAGGGUCGUCACGCUAUUGGUUUGGUCUGGUGGUUGUUGGCCCGUGAGGUCCUCCGUCUUCGUGGAUCCAUCGCCAGCCGCGAGGCCGAGUGGGAUGUCAUGGUUGAUUUGUACUUCUACCGUGACCCCGAGGCUGAGGAGAACAAGGAGGUUGUCGAGGAGAAGGUCCCAGGUGCCGAGGAGGUCGGAACUGCUGCUGUUGAGCAGGGCUUCGCUGGAAACGCCGAUUGGGAGGUCUCUGGAGCUGCCACUGGUGCAUUCGCUGCUGCUAGCGCCACUGCUGCUGCUGCUCCUGCUGCCGCUGGUGCCUCGUGGGAUGCCGCUGGUGAUGAAUGGGCUGCCGCUCCUGCCGCUACCGCUGAGUGGGGUGCCGCUGAUACCAAGACUGAGAAUUGGUAA
Molecule: messenger RNA, 900 nt
Organism: Venustampulla echinocandica
Lineage: Eukaryota; Fungi; Ascomycota; Leotiomycetes; Helotiales; Pleuroascaceae
Product: 40S ribosomal protein S0
Exons: 3
Coding region: 1-900 (299 amino acids)
Biological process (GO): cytoplasmic translation; ribosomal small subunit assembly
Cellular component (GO): ribosome; 90S preribosome; cytosolic small ribosomal subunit
Molecular function (GO): structural constituent of ribosome
Source: RefSeq, a predicted model, not a curated record